This is a messenger RNA of Habropoda laboriosa, 2108 nucleotides long. RefSeq lists its product as uncharacterized. The coding region runs from base 168 to 2105 and encodes 645 amino acids. The record is from RefSeq and is a predicted model, not a curated record. Lineage: Eukaryota; Metazoa; Arthropoda; Insecta; Hymenoptera; Apidae. The transcript is spliced from 2 exons.
GCAACUUCGGUUGCAUUCGUUGCUUAAGUAUCCUGUAUACUUAACAUUAUUUUACCAUCCUUUUUGAUGAAGGAUGUAGGGUGCGAUGACAAGGAAAAACUUCGAUUAAUUUAAGGAUUUGCACAUUGUAAUCAACGUUUUUUUGUGGGAUCCACGACUUUAAGAAGAUGGCGCCACACAUGCAAAGGGUCUGCCACGGCACUGGAGAUCCAGGCAGAUACCCGCUGCGAACACUCAAACAUAGUGAAAAUUUUCUACGGCCACGUAAUGUCGACGUAUCGAAAAUAAACGGGAAGGAAGGUUUCUUUCAUUGCAUAGGCCUUCAAAUGAGAAGGUUUCAGUACAAGUACAAAACGUUUAAUGGUAGCUCUGCCAUUAGGACAAUUAAUAUUCCUAAUGGUGCGAUGUUGCGCGACUGUAGUGUUGUUAUCCUAGGAAUGUCGUGCCGGUUAUGCGGUGAGUGUUUCAAAUGUGUAACUGACUUGAACAUGCAUAUCGCGUUGACUCAUCGGACACAUCCAAAAAUUAAAGACACAGCCGUGAAAGCAACUCAAAUUGCAAAAUCUUUUGAUCGCACAAUGUUGCUCUCUGGGAAAAAUUUGGUGACAAAGUUACACAAAAAGUUACGUUUAACGUUGAAAAUAGGGGAAGAAAUUGUUGCUAAACUGUCGGUGAAACGGAAGCAUUUGAAGGUGAACACGACCAGCAGAUGUACACAAACAGAACAAUACAGUGAAACUAAAUUAAAUACGGACAAAAAUGUAUGUGAAAGUGUAAUUUCUGAUAUUGAUCCUCCUGCGUUCUGUAAUAGUCCUUACCAAAGUUGCAACUGCUCUAUAGAUGUGGUAAACAGCCCGAAUCGAUAUGUGGUUAGCAACAUUGUAGCAAAUGAGCAGGCGGCGUGUGAAGAAACUAUAGAGUACAAGGAAAAUCACGUUUCACUCAGUCAGAAUGAAUCGUGCACAACGUUCGCAAAUAAGAAGUGUGGCGCUGCUUACAAGGAUCUCUUAGACAUAGUACCUCUUGAGUCAAAUUUCGUAUUUACGACCGAAAAGUGUAGUUUUCAACACAGUAAUUCGAAGAACACCUUGGUAGUCAACAAUAAUACGUGUUAUAAUUCCGAAAUCACCGAAAUAUCGAAAUCAGUGUUGAACUUCAACGAGCAACAUAAUAGCAUAGAAUCUGAAAUAAAAAUUGUGGAUUCUUCGCUAGAACGGAUGAAACAGUCUCGUACAAACGACAGAAGAGUAAAUGGAAGAAGUAAAGACGUUAACAUGAACGAAACGCAAACCGUCAUCGACAUAAAUGCCAAGAAUAAAUGUGCGUCGGAAAAACAGUUACAGUCCGUGCCAAAUAUGCUGCAAGUAAUAAUACCAGUAAUAUUACCCGUAAUCGUUCCAAAUAAAAAUAACUCGAAUCCAUCACCCAUCAAACUAAUGAUACAACCUGCGGCAUUGCAACAACCUGCGGCAUUGCAACAACCUGCGGCAUUGCAACAACAACAAGAAAUUAACAAAACAUACGCGGUUAACGUGAAAGAUCAUUCCGACGACGAUGUGCAAGAAGUACUAAGAAUAGUCAGAGGACGAAGUAUUAGUACGGAGAUCAAUCACGAGUCGCCAAACCGUGUGGAACAGGAGAUGCUACUGCAGGACGCCAUUAAAGAUAUGAAGAGGAUGGAAGAUCAGGGCUGGCACUUGCUAGAAAGGGAUAGCGUCGCGCCAGUGAAGAAAAAGAAACGUGUUGAAACGAAUACGAAACCUGACACCAAACGUAGCGAAACGAACGUCGAGUGUGCUGCUAAGAAGAAGCAAAGAAUCUCUGUUCAAACGAAUUCCGAAUGCAACGUUGUUAGGCAUCCGGUUGGUGAAAAAUAUAACUCGAGUACAAAGGAGAAUAUUUCGAAAGUGCAAAGUGGUACUACGAUGACAAUGCGCGGGUCGGACAACGUGAAGGAAAACCUUACAACCUGCAAUGGAAAUAUCGAUGCUGCUUCGCUUGAAGCACUACACCGGUACGGCGUCAGUUAUUACAAUAAGACGUCCGAGGUAAACAACAAUACGACGAAGGCCAUAAUAGAUCUAGUCAACGACACCGAUGAAUAGCAA